This is a messenger RNA of Vitis riparia (riverbank grape), 3869 nucleotides long. Its product is annotated as protein phosphatase 2C 32. The record is from RefSeq and is a predicted model, not a curated record. The coding region runs from base 956 to 3688 and encodes 910 amino acids. NCBI's taxonomy places the organism in Eukaryota, Viridiplantae, Streptophyta, Magnoliopsida, Vitales, Vitaceae. The transcript has 4 exons. Gene Ontology annotation, molecular function: protein serine/threonine phosphatase activity. Gene Ontology annotation, biological process: protein dephosphorylation.
AUUGACUCCAACAGCACCAAUACGCCACCAAUCAUUCGAUGGCAAAAAUUGAAAAGAAAAGGACCGAAGCCCAUCUCAACUCUUAACUGUUUCAACUUUUCAACGUAAUACAUUUUCUUCCUUUUUCUUUUUCUUUUGAUUUUAAUUUUUUUUUUUUUUACCCUCCCAAACCAUUUGAAAACCCCAAGACGGAGACCCCUCCUCCCCUCAGUCCUUGAUGAACUCAAACAUUGAUUCAUCAUAGACCCAAUCCCAUAUUUUUUAAUUACAAAAGCCCACAUUUUUUUUUUUCAUUUUUGUUUCUGGGUCUGCCUUUUUUAAUUUUUUUUGGAAGUUCUCUUCAUCUGUUCUCCGUUUUUCAUUCAUCCCCCUCCUUCGUUGUUUUCUCUGUGAAUAUCUAUUAUCUCAUCACUCACAGUUUUUCUUUUGAAAUUGAAAAGUGGGCAAUUUUCAAUUGCUCCAACCAAUCUCAGCUUCGAUUGUCUUGUGGGUUUUGUGUGUAUGUGAUGCGUUCUAUUUGGUGUCCUUGAAGCUACUAGAUCUGUUUGCUGCUGUGCCCGAUCCACUGCUUUGUUUCACUCCAGACAGUUUUGAGAAGGUCAGAUCAUUGUACUUUCCAAUUUUUAGUCGUUUAAGGUAGCUCUAUGUUUUGUUUAUAGUUUUAAUUGAUGAAAGACUGGGUUGAUUUUGCCCGCAAACUGAUAAACCCAAGGUGGGGUUUAUUUUAGCUGUUAUAGAAAACCUAUAUUUUGUGAUAAAAUUAGCUUCGGAUUCCAAUGCUUCAAGUCUGAGGAUUAGAUGAUGCAUAGUUACCGGAAGAAUCUCCAGGAGGUUGAAGGGAUUAUUGGGUUUUGGCGAUUUGGUCUGAGAUCAUUCCUUUUGUUCUUGCUUAUGGUGCAAAGCCGCAGAAACCCUCCAUUUCUAAUGUGUCCUAUUUGAUAAGGGUUUUUGAGUAAUGGGGAAUAGCACUUCUCGAGUUGUCGGGUGCUUUGUGCCCUUCAAUGGAAAAGGUGGUGUUGACUUAGACUUACUGGAGCCACUGGAUGAAGGACUAGGCCAUUCCUUCUGUUAUGUUAGACCCAUGAUUCUCGACUCUCCUGCUAUUACCCCAUCAAACUCUGAGAGGUUUACUGUUGAUUCGAGCACCCUUGAUUCAGAAACAUUGAGUGGUUCCUUUCGGCAUGAGAAUAUAGAUGAUCCCUCGGCUGUACACAGACCCAACAAGUGUUUCCCAGAAACCACAUUUAAAGCCAUUUCAGGGGCAUCGGUGAGUGCCAAUGUUUCUACGGCUCGAACUGGAAACUCCAAUGCAUUGUUUACAAGUGAUGCCCAAGAACCUGCUGCAUCAUUUGAAAGCACAUCCUCAUUUGCUGCAAUACCUUUGCAGCCAGUACCUCGUGGGUCUGGACCUCUGAAUGGAUUUAUGUCUGGUCCUCUCGAGAGAGGUUUUGCUUCAGGUCCUUUGGAGAGGGGAGGUGGUUUUAUGUCUGGGCCCAUUGAAAAAGGAGUAAUGUCGGGUCCUUUGGAUGCUACGGACAAAUCCAACUUCUCGGCACCGCUUGCACAUGGUCGUAGAAGGCCAGGCCUCCAGCGAUUGAUGAGGAGUGUGAGUGGGCCAAUGAAAAGCACCCUGUCCCGAACCUUCUCUAGACAUUCAAUUGGAUCCAGUUGGAUGCAACGGUUUUUCUUGCACCCAGUCACUCAAUUUGCAUGGCAUCCUAGGGAGCCAAAGUUCCGGCCGGAGGCUCCAAGAAACUGUCUUGAUGUGGGGCCAUCGGAAGGGGAGUAUAGGAAAACUCACAAUUUGCAAUGGGCUCAUGGCAAGGCUGGUGAGGAUAGGGUUCAUGUUGUGCUUUCUGAAGAACAAGGAUGGUUGUUUAUUGGAAUAUAUGAUGGUUUUAGUGGCCCAGAUGCACCGGAUUUUUUGAUGAGCCAUCUGUAUAAAGCUAUAGACAAAGAAUUGGAAGGACUGCUUUGGGAUUAUGAGGAAAAGUCUGUGAAUGAUCUGCUGAAUCUUGAACUCCCCAUGAAUAGGGAUGCUACAGUUGAUUCUGAAUGCGGAAAGGAUAACCAUCCGAUUUCCCAGUUAAAUGAAGUAAUUUCUGGUACUUUAGAAGAAUCAUGCAACCCAGGAACUAUCAGGGAUCACUGCUCUAACUGUGAGAUAGUUGAAGAAAAAGAUGGAGUGAGGGGGGUUCUUGAAUUGCAAUCUAGUUGUGGAAAGCCUGGUGUCUUGGGUGUAGAAUCCAUUGCUGCGCCAACUGCAAACUUAACUGGUCAAGGGAGGAAAAGCAAGCGACUUUAUGAACUACUUCAGAUGGAAUCAUGGGAUGGAGAAAGUUCACUUUCAGUUUCUGAGGGCGGAAACCAAAGAAGGGGUUCAUGGGAUUGGCAGCCAAGUUCAGAUGUUUUGCAUUCCAGGGGAAUUUUACAAGAAGAACAACUCAGGUCAUGCUCAGUGACCAGCCCAAAAGGAGAUAGUUCUAGCCAGUACUGUGAAGAUCCCACCACUUCAGGAGAAAAUGGCGGGGUCAGGAUGGAAUCUAAUAGCGUUCUAGCCCCUCUCUCUGUUUCAGAGCAAAGGCAGGGUAUGAGAAAGUCCCUUAUCAGUUCUAAGAUUCGAAAAAUGUACCGGAAACAGAAGUCCUUGCGUAAGAAACUGUUCCCUUGGAGUUAUGAUUGGCACAGGGAGGAGACUUGUGUUGAUGAUAGGAUGGCUGAAACCUCGGGACCUGUCAGGAGAUGCAAAUCAGGAGUUAUUGAUCAUGAUGCAGUCUUGAGGGCAAUGGCUCGAGCACUUGAAACCACUGAGGAGGCUUACAUGGAAAUGGUGGAAAAAGCUCUUGACAAAAACCCAGAGCUUGCUUUGAUGGGUUCUUGUGUUUUAGUGAUGUUAAUGAAGGAUCAAGAUGUGUAUGUCAUGAACCUUGGGGAUAGCCGUGUGAUCCUGGCACAGGAGAGGCCAAAUGAUCGCCACCCUAACCCAAAUCUUGCAAAGGAUGAUGUGAGGCAUCGGAAUAGGUCCCGAGAGUCACUUGUACGCAUGGAACUGGAUAGAAUAUCUGAGGAGUCUCCUAUGCAUAACCAGAACUGUCAAGUUAACAAGGCAAAUAAGAACAGAGAGAUCUCCUUUUGCAGAUUAAAAAUGAGGGCGGUUCAGCUUUCCACUGAUCACAGCACAAGUAUUGAAGAGGAAGUAUUGAGGAUAAAAGCAGAACAUGUUGAUGACAAUCAAGCCAUUUUGAAUGAUAGAGUGAAAGGGCAGUUAAAAGUCACCAGAGCAUUUGGUGCAGGGUUUCUUAAGGAGCCAAAAUGCAAUGAAGCUCUUCUGGAGAUGUUUCAGAUUGAUUAUGUGGGAACCACUCCAUAUGUCAGUUGCAUCCCUUCAGUCCUUCAUCACCGACUCUCUUCAAGUGAUCGAUUCUUGGUACUCUCCUCUGAUGGGCUUUACCAGUACUUCAGCAAUGAAGAGGUUGUUGCCCAUGUCACAUGGUUCAUGGAAAAUGUCCCAGAAGGUGAUCCUGCACAAUACCUCAUUGCGGAGCUUCUCUUUCGUGCUGCAAAAAAGAAUGGAAUGGAUUUCCAUGAAUUGCUUGAUAUUCCCCAUGGAGAUAGACGUAAAUAUCAUGACGACGUUUCUGUUAUGGUGGUUUCCCUUGAGGGAAGGAUCUGGAGAUCAUCAGGAUAGUUGUUUUCACAUUCACAUAUCCCCUCAACAAUGUAACAAUUUUCAAUGAGUAAAUCAUCUAUGUUUUUCAGAAUCACAGUUUUUCUUUUCUUUGACAUUCUCUUUCUUCAAAUUGAAGUUCUUCCCCCUCCGCCCACCCCUCCUGUUCUAAUGAAGAAAUGGUCUAUGCAUUGCAACCUUA